This is a messenger RNA of Dermacentor silvarum, 561 nucleotides long. RefSeq lists its product as uncharacterized. Lineage: Eukaryota; Metazoa; Arthropoda; Arachnida; Ixodida; Ixodidae. Bases 97 to 561 code for a protein of 154 amino acids. The transcript is spliced from 4 exons. The record is from RefSeq and is a predicted model, not a curated record.
GGCGCCAUUAGUGAGCGUAGAAACACCGCGACACAUGUGCGCUGUGCGUUAGCGUAGGCUUUCUACAUUUUUGAAGACGCGCUCGCCUCCAGCACGAUGCCGACUUGCUGUGCUGUUGGAUGUUCAAAUAGCGUUGCCAAGGGGGGCAAACUUUUUGCGGUUCCUCGUGGCAAACGAGACCUCAAACGGCGAGCGAUAUGGCUCCACCGUAUCGGAAGAAAGAACUUUGACUGCCACCGAGGGAGGCUUUGCGAGAAACACUUCACGGACGACCAGUUCGAACCAGUGAUUCUUGCGAGGACUGGCUGUAAGAAGUUAAAGCCCAAUGCAGUUCCCUCAAUAUUUCUGCAUCGGCCAGUUCCAAAAGAGCGAAAACCGCCGCGCAGAAGGGAAAAGGAAGCCGUUUAUGCUGCCGCCUCGGACAAGCCAGGGUCAUCUGCUGAGACGACCCCAGACCCUGAACCAACGUGCGACACAUAUACUGCUGCCUCGAACAACCCAGGAUCAUCAGCUGAGGCAACCGCAGAACCUGAACCGACUUGCGGCUCACCGAGUCAGUAG